CAAUGUCUCAGGCUGUGCAGACAAAUGGAACUCAACCAUUAAGCAAAACAUGGGAACUCAGUUUGUACGAAUUACAACGAACACCUCAGGAGGCAAUAACAGAUGGCUUGGAAAUCGUGGUCUCACCUAGAAGUCUACACAGUGAAUUAAUGUGCCCAAUUUGUUUGGAUAUGUUGAAGAACACCAUGACUACAAAGGAGUGUUUACAUCGGUUCUGUGCAGAUUGCAUUAUCACAGCCCUUAGAAGUGGCAACAAAGAAUGCCCUACCUGUCGGAAAAAAUUAGUUUCUAAAAGAUCACUAAGGCCAGACCCAAAUUUUGAUGCACUCAUCAGCAAAAUUUAUCCAAGUCGUGAUGAGUAUGAAGCUCAUCAAGAGAGAGUGUUAGCCAGGAUCAACAAGCACAACAACCAGCAGGCACUCAGCCACAGCAUUGAGGAAGGGCUGAAGAUACAGGCCAUGAACAGAUUACAGCGAGGCAAGAAGCAACAGAUUGAAAAUGGCAGUGGAGCUGAAGAUAAUGGUGACAGUUCACACUGUAGUAAUGCAUCCACACAUAGCAAUCAGGAAGCAGGACCUAGUAACAAACGGACCAAAACAUCUGAUGACUCUGGGCUUGAACUUGAUAAUAACAAUGCAGCAGUGGCCAUUGAUCCAGUAAUGGACGGUGCUAGUGAAAUCGAACUAGUAUUCAGGCCCCACCCAACACUUAUGGAAAAGGACGACAGUGCACAGACAAGAUACAUAAAGACUUCAGGCAAUGCUACUGUUGAUCAUUUAUCCAAAUAUCUGGCUGUGAGGUUAGCUUUGGAAGAACUUAGAAGCAAAGGAGAAUCAAACCAGAUGAACCUCGAUACGGCCAGUGAGAAGCAGUACACCAUUUACAUAGCGACAGCCAGUGGCCAGUUCACUGUAUUAAAUGGCUCCUUUUCUUUGGAAUUGGUCAGUGAGAAAUACUGGAAGGUGAACAAACCCAUGGAACUUUAUUAUGCACCCACCAAGGAGCACAAAUAAGCUUUUAAAAAUCAAUUCUGAGACUGAACUUUUUAUAGCCUAUUUCUUUAAUAUAAAGAUGCACCAUCAUUACUUUCACGGACAGAUCUGGGAUAUGUUCAGUUUUUCUUCUGAGCCAGACUUGUUUACACUAUGAGGUUCAUUUUCCCUUAUUUAAGACUCUAGUAAUUCAGUCUCCCUGCCCCUUAAUAGUAUAAAUAAGUUAUAUUCCACAGAACGUUUGGUUCCUAUCAGGAGGACACUUUAACCUAGGAGUUUUUUUGUAGGUCUUUAUUCUUUUCCUUCCCCCCCUUCCAGUUUUUGAUCUUUUGAGACAAGGUCUCAUUAGCCCUGGCUAGCCUGGAACUUGAUGAGUUCCAGGGUGGCCUUGAAUUUGGAGUGAUACUCCUGCCCAAAUACUGGGAUUAUAGGCGUGAUUACCACACCUGGCUUAAGAUUCAGUUGGCCAUCAGCCAUCCUUCUUCCUUUCAAAAGUUUUGUAGCCUAAAGAAUGUUAGACAAUAUGUAUUCUGACUUUUUCCCUUGGAGUCUUGUAUAUUUAUAGUUUUCUAUAUAAACUAGUAUCUUCACGAAGACCGAGGCUCAAAUUUACUGUGCUUAAACAAUUCUCAUAGGAUUAUUAUUUUCAUGGUAUUUUCUUAUAUAGUAUCUCAUUUUUAAAAAGUUCUUUAUGAACUUGGUGUCCAUUGUCACGCGAUGUUUUGUUUUUUGUCCCCCCCCUUAUGUGUUUUCCUAUAAGUUUAGAAUUUCUGGUCAUGGGAAGAGAAUCAACAGAGUUCUUUGAGAAUAUGGUUCUUUUACAGAUUUCACUGAAGAAAGAAAAGUUUAAAUUGGCCAUAAAAUGUAUUCCUCCAUUGUACAUUUAAGAGUUCUUUUCUUUUAUAUUAGUUUUACUAUUCAGUCUUUUUUAUUAUAAAUGUUUGAUGCUUUUCCCUAUUAAAAUACCAGAGAUAUGGAGAUAUUUUGCACUUUAGCCUUGAUGAAAAGUACAAGAUAUGUUCAAAGCGACCUCUGAUUCUUUUCUUAUUACUUCAAGAAUAACAUGACAUAUAGAGCUAAAAAUGAAACAGAAAGGAGAAAGGUUGCUUCUGUUUGAAGAGUUUUUUGUUUUGAGCUGCCAUGUGUUUAUAAACUUAGGGCUCUGCUGAUUACACUCUGUAGAAGCAGGCUAACGGAGCGUGAUCAUUGCUUCCAUACUGAGACAGUUCUGUAGAACGUCAGCCAGUUGGUAGUCAUUCUCAUAUUCUUAGUUUUGUAUUGAGACAGUGUUGAUAGUUUGGGAGCCACAAGGCUUUAUGCUAACCAGUCAGAAAUAAUAUUGACUUAAGUCUUAUUUUUCACUUCUGUCCUGAUUCUCUAUGUGUCUCCAAGUUUAUAUUCUCACAGUAUUUACAAGAGACAUGUUUGCAUUGAAAAAUUUAACCCUUACAAAAGGGUUUUGAUAGGAGGAAGUAGACCUCCAACUACCAUUGUAACUAAGUCUGUCCAGUCAUUAUAAAUAUUUAUCUGUCUGUUUUGACAGAUUGGGGCCAGCUUGAUGUUUUAACUUGAGCCAAGUAUGAAAACUUAAAGGCUUACUCAAUUUUUUACCAUUUUACUGAAAAAAUUUGAAAUCUGUUUUUAUAGUUUUUUUUUUUUUGGUAAUCUGUGCCAUAAGAUUUGAAAACCACCAAAAUUAUAAGAACUUUUAUAUCCAAUUCCUUUUCUGGGGUAAUGUUAAGUUGUAUAGAUUAUUAUGCAUGUUUGCUGGAUAUAACCCUUGUUUUGUGAUGUAAUUGCUUAGAUUUUGUUGUUAACAUAUUAGAUUAGUGGUUGUAUUAAAUAAAUUCUCAAUGUGGUUAUUAAUUGAAAUUUUAUCUUUAAACAGGAAGUUAUUUGUGAUGGAGUUUGUGCUUAGUGAAUAUAUGUGUUUAUCUGUCAGUGUGGAAGCACAUAUAAACUUUGCAUCAUUUAGUGAAGUUAGUACAUGUGUACUCCUUUGUCAAAUACAUAGGUAAUGGUAGAACAUUGAGUGCAUUGUGAAUGCAGUGUGUGUGUAUGCAUGCUUGUUGCGUGGGGGGUGGAGUCUAGAUUUGGGAGAAGAAAUACUGUUGGCUGUGAUUACCAACCUUGGUUUCACAGGAUUUUGCAGCUCACUCCAGUAAUCACGGACAUAACCAAGUCUACAGAUGUCACUAGUUGGGCAGGAUUAGGAACCAAAUGGUGUGUUGCUCAGCUGUCCUUGAACUCCAGGCCUCUAAUUAGUCUCCUGCUGGGGCGAUAAGUGCAGACAUUACUCGUUUUAACCUUUUUUCUUCUUGGGAGUGGGUUGGAGUUCAGUGGUCGUAUGUACAGUUACACUGUUGUGUACAUUUACACUGUUAAAUUAGAAUUAACUUGUAUUUCCAAUACUUUUUCUCUUCCCAAACAAACUGUGCAUACAAAUAAUACUUAUAAACUCCUCUGCCCAUCUCUUGAU
Myodes glareolus (Bank vole) is the source of this 3471-nucleotide messenger RNA. NCBI's taxonomy places the organism in Eukaryota, Metazoa, Chordata, Mammalia, Rodentia, Cricetidae. The record is from RefSeq and is a predicted model, not a curated record.